Klebsormidium nitens is the source of this 987-nucleotide messenger RNA. Lineage: Eukaryota; Viridiplantae; Streptophyta; Klebsormidiophyceae; Klebsormidiales; Klebsormidiaceae. The record is from the annotation of a GenBank genome assembly.
AUGGCGGGAGAGGGGACUUCACGCAAGAGGGUUCGUCUCAUGGAGGGGGAGCUACUCCAAUGCCUCGGUAUGCAGGCAGGUAACACCCAUCCAUUCCCAACGCCGCCCACUCCUCCUGCGGCAUCGGAGUAUCUGAAAGGGAUCCCGCAAGGACAAGCUGAGCUGCAGGCAAAGCUGCAAGCUGAGGCGGAUCGAUUGGAGGCUGAGAAGCAGGCAAAGCUGGCUGAGCUUGCGCGGGUGGCGACUGAGGCGCAGGCAAAGUUGCAGGCAGAGGCAAAGUUGCAGGCGGAGGUGCAGGCAAAAGUCUGGGAGGCACCCCCGACUCUUGACGAAACGGCACAGAUGUCGCGCUUAAUUGCGGCGAGUGUGAGGAGCGUGGACUGUGAGGACCCGGCGAUUGACGAUCUGAUUGGAAAGACCAUCGCCUCGCUGAUCAAGUCCUUGCGGGCUGUUUACGGGGGCGCCACGGCAGCCAAGUCUGGGGAUGAGAUGGUGAUCGAGUUCGUUCGUAGUCACAUCCACCAGUUUCUGUCGGAAGUGACCAGUUGGGGCAACCAGAGAGUCAUUCAGAGAUCGCCUUCAGGAGGGGCCUCUAUCAUUGAAGGGGCGAGACCACCGUACGCUGCCCUGAAUUGGUUGGUCCACGACCUCAAGGAGACAUGGGGCUCGAGCUCAAGAGCCCGUCAAAGGGUCUGGGCGGGGAAGAGAGAGAAGAACAGAUCGCGCCUCGAAAGCCUCGAAAAGCUGCUGAAGGCAGGCAAGCAACCGGAAGAGGGCGGUCUGGGGGCAACCAAUAAACAGAUGUUGGCAUACCUCUUGGACGACCGGUGUGCGACAAAGAUACCGGACUAUCUGGAGCUAUUCAAGUGGGCAGAGGACCGCAAACGCUACUUGGGCCCCCUCGACAAGAAGAGCAGCAAGCAAAAGGUCCCCUUCUCACAGAGUAAGCUCCUCGAAUGGCGCAGAGAGAUGCGGCAGCACAGAUGA